AUGUCAACACCACCAGUGCAAGAAAUGACACCUCCACAACAGCCGGAAGAGCUGAAUCCACUCCAAUUGGAAGGAGUUACUCCACAACAAAUGGAAGAAAUGGUUAGACAUCUUGUGAGAGCAUUUUAUACACCACGAACGGAUGAACUGACUUCUUUACCAGUGGAGGAAAUGGCCAUAGCAACUACGUCCGAAGCUACGCCCGAAACACUGGAUAGCUUGAUGUCAACCCUGAAUAAAUGGCGGAUAGCGAUUGCACUUACCUCUGGUCUAGGUGCGGUGGUGUCAUCCGAGAUUUUCGUGAAAAGAAUUCCGAAAGGGUUGAGCAUCACUUUGGCAGUUGCUUGUAGGGUUCUUACAAUUAAUCGGGUGCUUGGCAUAUCCGCUUCCAAUCGGCGCAAGGACCCACCCAAAAAUUAUCAUUGGAGCAUGUAUUCUGCUGUUGCGUCCACAGCGGUAUAUGGUGUCGCCGGCUGGUACCUUUCUCGAAAACAACAUCCAACUGUAUUUGUAUGUUUGGUUAUGUUGAUGUUUACAGCCAUUAGCGGCAUGUCCUCGCUAAAAAUGUGGGUAUUUGCUUUUCUUAGCUUAUAUAUGUUUACCUUUAUUUAUAUAUAUGAUACCCACGUACUGUUUGUCACAAAAACUUGUCAAAUCAUUCUAAUACCCACGAGCUAA
Meyerozyma guilliermondii ATCC 6260 is the source of this 678-nucleotide messenger RNA. RefSeq lists its product as uncharacterized. Bases 1 to 678 code for a protein of 225 amino acids. The record is from RefSeq and is a predicted model, not a curated record. The transcript has a single exon. Lineage: Eukaryota; Fungi; Ascomycota; Pichiomycetes; Serinales; Debaryomycetaceae.